Molecule: messenger RNA, 5286 nt
Organism: Lasiodiplodia theobromae
Lineage: Eukaryota; Fungi; Ascomycota; Dothideomycetes; Botryosphaeriales; Botryosphaeriaceae
Product: ATPAse P-type K/Mg/Cd/Cu/Zn/Na/Ca/Na/H-transporter
Exons: 2
Coding region: 1-5286 (1761 amino acids)
Biological process (GO): post-Golgi vesicle-mediated transport; phospholipid translocation; intracellular protein transport
Cellular component (GO): plasma membrane
Molecular function (GO): magnesium ion binding; ATPase-coupled intramembrane lipid carrier activity; ATP hydrolysis activity
Source: RefSeq, a predicted model, not a curated record
AUGACCGACGCCGACGACGAUCCAUCCAGUCCCAGGCUGCCCGACAUGCGUCGCAGACACUCGACGCACACUGUCGACGAGAACCCAACUGCCGAAGACGCGUCGUCCGCCAGCAGUAAUGCCGCUGGCACCGGCAUGCACAACCUCGACAGAGCUGGACGCAGAGUCUUCACGGAUCCCGUUGUUGCGCACCACCAUCAGCCUGCUUCUACCUCCUCUGCCGUUGACAGCGCCGACCUGCCGACCUCACCGACGAAUGCUCCAGCCGAGCGCGCACCGAGAGUCCGCUUCUCGACCGACCUCGAGCGCACCGCGAUUCCUGGUGACAUAGGCUCCGCUAGCAAUGGCAAUGGCAGACUUCCGCCCGCAGCGCUGCCGGGCAGAGCGAUGGGGCAGCUGGAGAGACCGGGCACACCCAAUCUUUCAGUGAACACUGCGUCCGCGAAUGCGGACCCCAGCGAGGAAGCUCCGGUUUCCAGCUCUUCCACAAGCCCGCAAACUGCUCGUUCGAGGGCAUCGCCGCUUUCACCGGCCGGACGCAACCGAGGAUACUCUCUUCGAAGCUCGCUGUUUCGCCGCAAUGUGGAGAAUCCGACUGCGUCGCCGGGGAGUAUCAUAGAGUUGCAGGAUGCGGGGGCUUCGUCCAGUCAGGUGCCGCCAACGCCGGCCGCAUCCGGUCAGCCGAAGAAAACGUCCGUCGAUGGCCCUAGUGUCAGUGUCGAACAAUCCGAAGUGUCGCCUCCUCGUGACCCUGCUGAGCCGCAGAAGAGACCAGACGAGAAGACGGCGCUGAGAGGCAUUUCCGCGCUGCCGAACUACCAGUCUUGGAUCAACGAGAAAGAUAGUCGGAAGAGCGUCGUGAAGACAGUCAAGGAAAAUGCCGAAAAGUUACGGAAAUUCGUCCUGCGCAUUCAAGAGAUCCCCCCUAGCAAAGACGGCAGGCAUAUCGACCUGGAUGCAUCGCGGAAAAAUACGUUGAUUGACGAAAGGACCGGGAAGCCUUACGUUCCCAACACCAUUCGCUCGAGUCGUUACAACGUCUGGAACUUUCUCCCUCGCCAACUCAUCGCGCAGUUUUCAAAGCUAGCAAACUUCUACUUUUUGUGCGUUUCCAUUUUACAGAUGAUACCCGGCCUCAGUACCACCGGCCAGUUCACGACCAUCGUCCCUCUACUUUUCUUUGUUUCGCUUUCGAUUGGAAAAGAAGGCUAUGAUGAUCUCCGAAGAUACCGCCUUGAUAAAGCCGAGAACAAUCGAGAAUGCAAAGUACUACACGCGUAUAGACCUGUCGAUAAAGAAGCAUCGGGGACUGAUCCUGAGAACGAUCCGAAAACACCAUCUCUUGGGCCAACCCAUUGGGCAACGACAAAAUGGAAAGACCUCAAGGUUGGCGAUGUUGUCAAGCUUGAACGCGAUGACGCUGCUCCUGCGGAUCUGGUCCUUCUCCAUUCAACAGGCGCUAAUGGCAUUGCCUAUGUUGAAACCAUGGCGCUGGACGGCGAGACAAAUCUGAAGAGCAAGCAGACAGCAACUUUGCUUGCAAAGACGUGUGACACAGAUGACAAAGUUGCCUCGUGCCGGGCACAUUUUGUUGUAGAGGACCCCAACAUCGAUUUGUACAACUUCGAGGGUCGAGUUACGUACAACGGCGAGACAGCGCCUUUGACUAAUGCUGAGAUCAUGUACCGUGGCAGUAUCCUGAGGAACACUCCUGAAGCUGUCGGCAUGGUCAUCUACUCUGGCGAAGACUGCAAGAUCCGCAUGAACGCUAACAAGAAUCCGAGAAUCAAGGCCCCGGCUCUACAGACUCUGGUCAACAGGAUCGUAAUCAUCAUCGUCAUCUUUGUUAUCCUCUUGGCCAUCUUCAAUACCGUUGCUUAUCAAAUCUGGUCAGCCAACAAGGAAGGUGACGCAUGGUAUCUGACAGAUGCAAGUGUUGCCUUUUUCCCGAUUUUGGCCUCCUACAUCAUCAUGUUCAACACCAUGAUCCCCCUCUCCCUCUACGUCAGUUUGGAAAUCGUCAAGGUCUGGCAGAUGUGGAUGUUGAACGACAUCGAUAUGUACCACAAGGAAAGCAACACGCCUUUCGAACCUCGCACAUCCACGAUUAAUGAGGAACUGGGUCAAGUGAGCUAUAUUUUCUCGGAUAAAACGGGCACGCUUACGGAUAACUUGAUGAAAUUCCGUAAGAUGUCGGUUGCCGGAACUGCAUGGCUACACAAUUACGAUCUGGAACCGACUGAGAGCACACUUGUCAGGCGCCCAACGCAUAAGAAAAAGAACAAAGGCAAGAAGCCGUUGAGAAAGAGCCUGGCGUCUGUUAAGCACGCCAUGAAGCCUGAUCACCAGGAUGGUUUCGAAAACCUUGGAAGCGAGGAGGGUGCCGCAGCGACCGCUGAGGCUCAGGAGGAGAGUCAAUGGACUUCUUCCGCUCGUCCUUCCAAGCCCCAAUCGGAACUGUCGACAUCGGAUAUGAUCAAGUAUAUUCAGCGCAGGCCGUACACCGUAUUUGCGAAGAAGGCCCGGAUGUUCUUGCUCUCGAUCGCUUUGUGCCAUACUUGUCUUCCGGAAAAGCGUAAAGAUGGGUCUAUUGAUUUCCAGGCUUCUUCCCCAGAUGAAUUAGCCCUUGUCAAAGCUGCCCAUGAGCUUGGUUUCAUGCUCAUCGAUCGCGACGUGGGGACCAUUACGUUGAAGAGCUUCCCUUCUGCUGACGGUGAACCUGUGGUUGAAGUCUUUGAAGUCCUCGAUGUUAUCGAGUUUUCCAGCAAGCGCAAGAGGAUGUCCGCGAUUGUACGCUUCCCUGACAAUCGCAUCUGCCUAUUGUGCAAGGGUGCCGACUCGAUCAUCAUGCAACGCCUCAAGAAUGCUGCACUUGCUCAUCAAAAGGUGGUCGAGAUCGAACGGAGGGCGAACAAACGUAAGAGUAUGGAGGCCCAGGUUGCGAUCGCCCGAAGGAGCGAGCAGAUUGAGCGCAGGAGCAUGAGCCGCCCAAGUAUGAGUCGCCCAAGCAUGAGCCGUCCAAGCAUGAGCCGCCCCAGCUUCAGCAUGGGCCGCAAGAGUAUCGGAGGGAUGAGCCGUCACAGCAUGGGAAGUAACAAGAUGCAGCCCAUCAGGGACGAACUAGACCAAUGGCUUACCGAGAGAGAAAGAGAGAUUGACGUGUCUUCCAUGGAAGAGCAAACCAUGUACUAUUCUCCUCGCCCGUCUGCGCAGUUCAAUGGACGCCAAUCGAUGGCUGCAUCCGAAGCGCGCAGUUCGAUGCAACUCGACGAUGAGGAGGAGCUUGUUGAAGAGGCUCUUGUUGUGGAUGAGCCAACGGUCUUCGAACGGUGCUUCCAACAUAUAAAUGACUUCUCAACGGAAGGUCUCCGCACACUUCUGUACGGCUUCCGCUUCCUUGACGAGCAGGAGUACCAGGCCUGGAAGAAGGUUUACCUUGACGCUACUACCAGCCUCGUUGACCGCCAGAACAUGAUUGAGCGGGCCGGUGAAAUGAUUGAACAGGACCUCGAUCUCGCAGGCGCAACUGCUAUCGAGGACAAGCUUCAGAAUGGCGUUCCCCAAACCAUCGACAAGCUCCGCCGGGCAAACAUCAAGAUGUGGAUGCUUACGGGUGACAAGCGCGAGACUGCCAUCAACAUCGGCCACUCUUGUCGCCUGAUCAAGGAUUACUCUACACUCACCAUUCUGGAUCAUGAAGACGGCACAGUCGAGCAGAGCAUCGCCACCGCGAUCGUGGAUAUCAGCGAAAACAAAGUUGCCCACUCGGUUGUUGUGGUUGAUGGCCAGACUCUUGCCAUGAUCGAAAACGAUCGCUCGGUGUAUUCGUUGUUUUUCGACCUCGCCGUGCUUGCGGACUCGGUUAUUUGCUGCCGUGCUAGUCCUAGCCAGAAAGCCGGCCUCGUCAACAUGGUGAGGAAGAAGGUCAAGAAGUCGAUCACUCUGGCUAUUGGCGAUGGUGCAAACGACAUCGCUAUGAUCCAAGAGGCGCACGUUGGUAUCGGUAUCACGGGUAAAGAAGGUCUGCAGGCUGCAAGAGUGUCGGACUACUCAAUGGCCCAGUUCAGAUUCCUGACCAAGCUGCUGCUCGUACACGGACGGUGGAACUAUAUCCGCACCUGUAAAUAUACCGUCGCGACGUUCUGGAAAGAGUUUCUGUUCUACCUCACCCAGGCGUUGUAUCAGAGGUGGGUUGGAUACACCGGUACCAGUUUGUACGAGUCGUGGAGCUUGAGUAUGUUCAACACGCUUUUCACUUCUCUCCCGGUCAUCAUCCUCGGCAUCUUCGACAAAGAUCUCUCCGCCGCCACGCUCAUCGCCGUGCCCGAACUCUACACCAAGGGCCAGCGCAACGGCGGCUUCAACUUCAAGAUCUACCUCGGGUGGAUGUUCAUGGCGUCGUGCGAGAUGGUCAUCAUCUUCUUCUGCAUGUUGGGCCUGUACGCGCAAGCCAUCUUCACCAACGACCAGAGCAUCUACGCGCUCGGCACGCUGACCUACACCUCGGUCGUCAUCCUGAUCUCGUUCAAGCUGCAAGGGCUGGAGAUGCACUCCAAGACGGCGACGGCGGCCUUUUCGUUCAUCUGCUCGGUCGGCGGCUGGUUCCUGUGGUGCAUCAUCCUCGCGUCGACGUACAAGAACACCAGCAUCUACUACGUCAAGGACGGACUUUGGGACUCCAAGCGCUUCGGCAGGAACGCCCUCUGGUGGCUCACGCUCAUCAUGAUCCUGGCGUGCGUCGUGAUCUUCGAGAUCGGCGUCAAGACGGCCAGAGCGGCCUUUUGGACCACGGAUGUGGACCGCUUCCAGGAGCUCGAGAAGGAUCCGGCCAUCAAGACGCGCUUCGAAGACGCGGCGACGCUGGAGCUGGCGCAGGGGUGGGAGAGGUUCGGCAAGGAAGGUGAGGCGGUGCCUGAGCGGAAGAGGAAGAAGAAGAGGUUUUCGUCGUCGAAGAAGGGGAGGAAGUGGGAUUGGUUCGGGUUGGUGGAGAGGGAUGAUGAUGAGAGUGAUGUGGAAGAGGCGGAGUUGGAGGUCGUGUCGUCACUGACGGCACAGGAGGCGAAUAGGAUCAGGAAGAUGCGAACGGUGGAGGAAGAAGAGAGAAGGGAGGGCGAGGUGAGAGAUUUGUUGCGGAAUCGCCCGGAUGAGUUGGAGGGGCAGGAGGGGAGUGAGAGGGAACAGGUGGAUCUGGAGCAGGGAAGGAAGAAGCCGAGGGCUAGCUUGGAGAUUCAUGAGAUGCUUGCGAGAGGAUUCGGAGGUGUGAAGAGGAGUGAGACGUUGAAGUAA